CUCUGUAUCUCCCCCUUUCUCUCUGUCUCCCUCUCUCAUUCCCUUUCUCCACUGCCAGAGAGAGCGAUGAUCGCAGCAGCGGAGUCUCAGUGAACACAGCGAAGCGAUGGAGAGAUGCUCCAUCUCUCCUGUCGCACGACUGACUGCCCUCGCCUCCCUCCUCCUGAUUGCUGUGGUGAUACAGCCCUCCACCUGUAACCGUGACGACAGUGAAGGCGAGGAGCAGGUGGACGCCCUGUCUGUCCAGCUGUCCGUCACGGCCCAGGUUACACCCACCCCUCUGUGGGCGGUGGUGUGGGGUCCCACGCAGCCACUGGAGGACGAGACCUACCACUUCCUCUCCAGCCAGGAAACGGACCCUCUGCAGCAUCAUGGGAAUCAGCAGGAGGCCAACACCGCCACGUCUAAGGACUGGCCUUAUCCAGGCUCAAGCAUGCAGCCCCGAGAGGAAAAACCACUGGAGGCCAAGGACAAGGAGGGAGUGGAGGACCGAGGGACGGAAGCCGAGGAGACAGAGCCUGAGGAAGUGGACCCUCAGUUCUACGUCACCGUGACCAUCUCCUCGCUGCUCAUCCUGACAGCUGUCAUCAUUGUAGCCAAACUCUGUUACGAUCGCAGUUGUUCCCAGCACCCACCCCCACUUUCUCGUGGCGUGGCACCCCCCCUUACCCUCGCACUCCCUCGCUCCCUCGCUUCAGAGGACAGCCGGCAGACGCUGCACAGCACCUCCUCCUCCUUCACAGACAGGGAGAGGAUCCCAGUUGUGAACCUCUGAGGUGACUGUUUUUCCAUAUGGUAAACGUUUCUUGGGGGCCUGUGGCGGAGCAUCAACAUGACCAGAGGGCGUGCCUGCACUGAUGUUUUCUUUUCUCUCAAACUGUGAAGUGAAUUCAGGGAUCCCAGGUAUCCAGUCGUCACAAAUCUCCUUGGCUUCCCUGAGGUCUGAAAAAAACAACCAAACUCAUUUCCUUCCUUCCUUAUUUGGGUGUAAAUUUCUUUAUUGUGUCUCUGCAUCACAAUCAGCGGCUCCAUGUUUUCCAUCCUCUCUCUGGCCUCGAGCUCUACUAAGCUACCCAACUGCUCUGUGCUUGGACCUGCCAUGACUAAUUCACAAAGUUAAACUGCCAUGCAGCAUCUCAUUAGCCCUUAAACGCCCUACCUGUGCUUUCACAACUGUUCCUAGUGUUUCAGCAGCACAAGUAACGCUGGUCAGCGUUAACUACAAUCCAGCAGACUGUUCAGAUCUCCACGAAACAACACCCAAAUUCAGCACAGAAUCAGAGCAGGUUUUUUUAAAAGCCAUUCUCAGCAUCUCCAAACACAGAAUGGGGUAUUUCACAAAGCUGUUUGGCACAGAUGUAGCCAAUCGGCAAUGUGCUUAACAUGUCACGCUCUGAAAACUGCUGUUUAUUCCCUGCUUUGGGUGCCUGAAAUGCAAAUACUGCAAUGUAUAAAAGAGUCUGUUUUGUCUCAGUUUUUUUCCUCGUGAUUUGUUCUCUUAAUUAUCUGGCUGCCGUUCACCUCUUUGUCGAGCCUCUGCGAGCACCCUUUGUUCCCGCUGGACCACGCAGAGGUGUGUUAAGCAUAAAGCACUUCCACGCGCGGAGAUAAAAUAUUCAAAGUUGGAACGGAUGAGAUGGAAGAGGCAUCCCUGUUGAGAAUCAACGAUUCCCAAAGGUUUUUGGAUGGCGAACAACAAAGACAGAUUUAUGUCUUCAUGGAAAUGGGAACGCUACAAGUGAUGAAAAGGACUGAUGUAACCACAACAAUGAUUUUCUUUUCACUUGACAGCCAAGUAUCAAAAAUGUGGAGAAGAACAAGACUAUCAUCAUUUCCCUUCAUAUCACCAUGGAGCCACAGUAAAUCAGCUGUCUUGGGUGCACCAAAGGAAAGUAGUACAUAAAGGAGCAUCAUUUGUGUCUCCAAUGAAUCUGCAUGUAUACUGUAUGAACAUUUGUGAGAGCUACUUCAAAUCUAUUAUUUAUAAAUGUCUAUUUUAUCAGUCAGAGACGUCUUAUAGAGCCUUUUCAAAGCCAAAUGUCAGUAUGUGUUUGGCAACUUUUCUAAGCAGCUUUGAGACAUGAAACCUCCACUUACACACAUUUCCACUACAGACAUAGUACUGGUGGCAUCAUGUGUGACUCGUGCAGUGCUCCAGAUAUCCAAGUCUUGUGAUUUUUUAGUAGCAUUCCUGUAGAAAUGUGGUCUGUACCAUGGAAGGUCAAUAAAGACUCAAUACUGGUGUUUGAGCUUC
Molecule: messenger RNA, 2254 nt
Organism: Solea senegalensis (Senegalese sole)
Lineage: Eukaryota; Metazoa; Chordata; Actinopteri; Pleuronectiformes; Soleidae
Gene: pianp
Product: PILR alpha associated neural protein
Exons: 6
Coding region: 107-775 (222 amino acids)
Biological process (GO): regulation of immune response
Cellular component (GO): membrane
Source: RefSeq, a predicted model, not a curated record